Hipposideros armiger (great roundleaf bat) is the source of this 3339-nucleotide messenger RNA. It is a transcript of the gene KIFC3, whose product is annotated as kinesin family member C3. Bases 147 to 2690 code for a protein of 847 amino acids. Gene Ontology annotation, cellular component: microtubule cytoskeleton. The record is from RefSeq and is a predicted model, not a curated record. Gene Ontology annotation, biological process: microtubule-based movement. Gene Ontology annotation, molecular function: ATP binding; microtubule motor activity; microtubule binding. Lineage: Eukaryota; Metazoa; Chordata; Mammalia; Chiroptera; Hipposideridae. The transcript is spliced from 17 exons.
GGGCGGGCCAAGGAGGCAGCGGCGUGGAGCUGCCUCCUGCCCGCUGGCCGGGCCGGGCCGAGCGCCCGGCGCUGCAGCUACGCCGGGAUCCUGCCUCCGCCAGGCGGGCUGCCGGGCUCCGGGAGGAGGCCGCUGAGCCCCAGGCCAUGGUCCAGUCUCGCCGGACCUGGAACCUGGGAGCCACGCCCUCGCUGCGCGGCCUGUGGAGAGUGGGCCGGGCCCCGGAGCCCGAGCUGGGGAUGGCUCGCCCCGCCCCGGCCAGCCCUGCCGCCCGCCCUUUCCCACACACCGGCCCGGGGAGGUUGAGAACUGGACGUGGAAAAGACACCCCGGCCUGCGGUGACGAGGACUCUGGUGCCCGAAGUACAGCUCGCCCAGCCCUAGCUCAGUGCCGAGCCCUCAGUGUGGACAGCACUGGCCCUGGGAGCCCCCGCAGGCUCUACCUGAACGUGCAGGCCCUGCAGGACAAGGGGUUCAAGAGCAAGAGUCAGGGGACGAAAGAAGAGAAGCUCCUGAAGAGGCAGGCGCCGGCCCCCAGGCGGGACCGGGAGGCCCAGGAAGCUGGUGGCACCAUGAAUAUAGAGAAAACAGGUGGGCGUCUGUUUGGCAGCGGGAGGUGCUCGAGCCUUUCGGGGCCCCCAGGUGCGGCCCCUGUGGUGCAUAGGAUGGUGGAGGCCAUGUCCCAGCUACAGGAGGACAAAGUCCGGCUGCAGGAGGAGCUGGCGGCCCUACGGGAGAGGCUGGCCCUCCGCGACAGUGACCAGACAACCACAUCUAUCCAGCUGCAGAACCAGGUGGAAAACCUGAAGGAGAGGCUCAUUAGCCAGGCCCAGGAAGUGAGCCGCCUCCGGUCAGAGCUGGGAGGUACUGACCUGGAGAAGCACCGGGACCUGCUGAUGGUGGAGAAUGAGCAACUGAGGCAGGACAUGCGGCGCUGUGAGGCGGAGCUGCAGGAGCUGCGGGCGAAGCCAGCGGCCCCCUGCGCGGGCUGCGAGCACAGCCAGGAGAGCGCCCAGCUCCGUGACAAGCUGUCACAGCUCCAGCUGGAGGUGACGGAGAACAAAGGCAUCUUGUCAGAGCUGAACCUGGAGGUGCAGCAGAAGACCAACCGGCUGGCCGAGGUGGAGCUGCGGCUCAAGGACUGCCUGGCCGAGAAGGCGCAGGAGGAGGAGCGGCUCAGCCGGCGCCUGCGUGACAGCCACGAGACCAUUGCCAGCCUGCGGGCCCAGUCGCCGCCUGUCAGGUAUGUCAUCAAGACGGUGGAGGUGGAGUCGUCCAAGACCAAGCAGGCCCUCAGUGAGACCCAGGCCCGGAACCAGCACCUGCAGGAGCAGGUGGCCAUGCAGAGGCAGGUGCUGAAGGAGAUGGAACAGCAGCUGCAGAGCUCCCACCAGCUGACCGCACAGCUCCGGGCACAGGUGUGCAGGCCGCAUGGGGCUCUGCCAUGUCCCCACGCCNUGUUAGAGGAGAUGCAGUCCCUGGAGGAGGACAAGAACCGGGCCAUCGAGGAGGCCUUUGCCAGAGCCCAGGUGGAGAUGAAAGCCGUGCACGAGAACCUGGCAGGCGUCCGGACCAACCUGCUGACACUGCAGCCAGCGCUGCGGACCCUCACCAACGACUACAAUGGGCUCAAGCGGCAGGUGCGCGGCUUCCCCCUGCUGCUGCAGGAGGCCCUCAGGAGCGUCAAGGCCGAGAUCGGCCAGGCCAUUGAGGAGGUCAACACCAACAACCAGGAUCUGCUGCGCAAGUACCGCCGGGAGCUGCAGCUGCGCAAGAAGUGCCACAAUGAGCUCGUGCGGCUGAAAGGGAAUAUCCGGGUGAUUGCUCGUGUCCGGCCAAUCACCAAAGAGGAUGGGGAAGGACCUGAGGCGACCAAUGCAGUGACCUUCGAUCCUGAUGACGACUCCAUUAUCCACCUGCUGCACAAAGGAAAGUCUGUAUCCUUUGAGCUGGACAAGGUCUUCUCCCCGAAGGCCUCACAACAGGACGUGAGUAUGGCUGUUGGAUCAAGGGAAGGGACAGAAAGCAGUGGAGAGAAGGGAAAGUGUAGAUACGCAUUAGGAAAGGGAGAGAUGGUGAAGGGGUGGCCAGAACGAAGUGUGAGACGGGGGAGCGCAAGGAGUGACAGGAUGGAGAAGGCUCCGCCUCUCCCUUCUUUCUCUCUGGAGAGAAGAGGGUGUGGGAUGCUGGGAAGAAGAGAUCCACGCUGCCCUUGUGGCUCAGAGCGUGUGGGCAAGUCGGGGGCCGAGGGCAGCCGUCUGCGGGAAGCACAGCACAUCAACAAGUCGCUGUCGGCCCUGGGGGACGUCAUUGCUGCCCUGCGCUCCCGCCAGGGCCACGUGCCUUUCCGCAACUCCAAGCUCACCUACCUCCUGCAGGACUCGCUCAGUGGGGACAGCAAGACCCUCAUGGUUGUACAGGUGUCCCCUGUGGAGAAGAACACCAGUGAGACGCUCUACUCCCUCAAGUUUGCUGAGAGGGUCCGCUCUGUGGAGCUGGGCCCCGGGUCCCGCAGGGCGGAGCUGGCAUCCUGGUCCAGCCAGGAGCAUCUGGAGUGGGAGCCAGCCUGCCAGACGCCACAGCCUUCAGCUCGAGCCCACUCAGCCCCGAGCUCUGGGACCACUAGCCGCCCAGGCUCCAUCCGGAGGCGGCUGCAGCCCUCAGGGAAGUCGAGGCCGUUGCCUGUGUGAUGGACACGUCUACCCUGCCGUGCCAAGGGCUGGGUCCCAAGGUCUCACUGGCUUACUCCUGCUGCAGCACGGGGAGCCCAGGAGAUGGAGGCCAGAGUGGAGGCCCCUCUUCUCUGCCUCCCCUCAGAGAUGAGAAACAAGUUCAGAAGGAAAUGGUGUCUCGACUGUGGCUCUGGGUACAAAUGGCAUGGGAUGGAAGGGCAGGAACGGCCUGCCCUGCCUGGCAGAGCCAGGCCUUCAGGGAGGGCCCUCACGGGGAGGGCAGCAGUGUGGGGAGGGGAGGCCCUCGCCGGGGCUGGCCGGGUCUCCCAGCCUGCAGGGCACCCUCUGUAGUGGGUAGCCCGGCAGGCACAGGAGCCAUGGGAACGGGACAGCCCUGCCCCUCUCCCCUCCCAGGGGGGGCCCCCACACUGGGCGUAUACAUAAUGUUCAUUAGUGUACAUAGGAGCACGGCCCUGCCUGCCACGGGCCGCGCUGUAUUUAUGGCUGAGGAGGCCGGAGGGCAGAUCUGCUGCUCCCUUCGUCUGCCUGGCACCAGGCUCUCUCCUUGCUCACUGGCCUCUUGACAUUUUCCUCUCUGAAAUCCUAUUUAAGAACUUUUGGAAGCUUAGCCAUUUUUACUUAUUAAAAUAAAAGCCUUUUUACACAA